Messenger RNA from Numida meleagris (helmeted guineafowl), 3017 nucleotides. It is a transcript of the gene BCL10, whose product is annotated as B-cell CLL/lymphoma 10. Lineage: Eukaryota; Metazoa; Chordata; Aves; Galliformes; Numididae. Gene Ontology annotation, cellular component: CBM complex; cytosol. Gene Ontology annotation, biological process: adaptive immune response; positive regulation of extrinsic apoptotic signaling pathway; apoptotic process. The record is from RefSeq and is a predicted model, not a curated record. The transcript is spliced from 3 exons. Gene Ontology annotation, molecular function: kinase activator activity; NF-kappaB binding; protein kinase B binding. Bases 325 to 969 code for a protein of 214 amino acids.
GCGCGGUGGGAAACGGAAGCGUCGUCAGAGCGGGCCGGGGUCGCCUCGCAGCGCGGAGUUCCCCGGCGCGUGCCCGGGCAGGGUGGGGGCGGCCCCGAGGCGCGCAGCUCCGCGCUGGCCUGUGCGGGCGAACCGUCCCCAGGGCCGGGCGCUUCCCCGGGGCCUCGCUGCCUUCCGCCUGCCUCGGGGCGCUCCUGUGCCGCGCCUCGGGGUUGGAGCGGGCAGGGUUCGAUUCGUGGGGCCCCCCUGCCCCAGGGGCAGAGUAGAAGCGCAGGGUAGUUAAAGCGGUAUCCGGCAGCUGGUUGCAAAUAGGCUUUAGAAAGGAUGCGUCCUUACUUGUGUGACAAAAUUAUAGCUGAGAGACACUUUGAUUACCUACGUUCAAAGAAAAUACUCACUAGAGAGGACACAGAAGAGAUCUCUUCUCGUUCUUCCAGUAGGAAAAAAACUGGGAAGUUAUUGGACUACUUAGCAGAAAACCCAAAGGGACUGGAUGCUUUGGUUGAAUCUAUCAGGCGAGAAAGAACACAAAACUUUCUGUUACAAAAGAUAACUGACAUAGUGUUGAAAGUCAAAAAUGAAAAACUUGAAGCUCUCAAAGGUCUAAGCUGCAGCACCUGUAUGACCUCUCUGUAUGGAGGAACAAAUAAUCUUUCUAGAUCAUAUUCUGAUGAAUCAAAUUUUUUUGAUAGAACAAAAGACAAAGAGUCUACUCAGAUGCAUAAUCCAGAAGAAGAUUAUAGCACUGCUGUGUUUGUGUCUGCCGUCUCUCUUCAUUCAAUGAAUCUACCCGUUGCGGAGAUGGGAAAUGCCGAGAGCGCAAUUUUCUCGGUCACCCUUCCAGGCCCUGGCGACCCUGGUGCACCCCCUCUCCCUCCAGAGCUUCAGUCAGAACAGCAAGAACCAUGUACUAGUUCCAGUGACAAUUGCUUUUUGCCUUUAAGAUCACGUUCUCUUCAUCCACAGUGAACUUAGUGACAUUUGUCUUUUCAUCCAAAGGCUACUGAAACAGUUUCAUGUCUUUUAAGGGUAAAAAAUGUUUUCAAACUGUUAAUUUGUGAAAUCAAUGGAAACAAUGCUAUUUAAUGUUUUUAAAGAGUUGUGGGUUUUUUUUUGUAAUCGAGUGACUCUGUAGCUGCUCGAUUUUUGUUUUCUUAAGGGUUUUUUUUUUUAAGAUUAUGCUACUACACCAGCAAAAGUUGUUUCUUCAUUGUUCUGAUUUAUUUUUGUUUGCUUUGUUUUUAAACCAGUGUAUUUAAGAUACCAUGUUUAGUUGCAGACACUUGAGCUGCAGUUCCAGAAUGGUAACUAACAAAUGUAAUUUUCUUAAUGUUUCUUUGACGAGUGAAAAAGCAAGGGUGAUUAAGAAAAGCACUGAGUAUUGAAUAAUAACUUCCUGAACUAAAAGCUUGAGCUCACAUGCAGAAAAGUUUAAACUCAUUUACUAAAUUGUCUGUCCUCCAUGUAUGCGUAUAAUUUGCAAAAAAAGUAUCUUCCUUUGGGGGGGAAAAAAAAAAUCUGACCAGAUCUGUAGCUAUGCUUAUUUGCAAGAAGGCUCUUAAUUUUCUGGACUUUUUGUCCUACCAGUAAAUUGAAAAGCAGUGUCACAGUGAUUUUGAGCUAGCAAGUAUACAUCCACAAGCCUUGGCAUAUUAUUAUUGUAUAUAAUUUAGAAAUUUGUGAUUUGAGAUGCACUUUAAAUACAAAUUAUCAUUAAUAUUUAAAAAGGACAGUAAACUGCAGUAAACUCAUCGUGUGGGCUGUCAGGAAAAUGUUAUUGUAUAAUGCUGUUAGGGACCGAGGCUUGUAUGUUUUGUCCGGGUGGGUGAGUAGAGGAGUCUUAUAACAAGACAAUGUCCUUAACUGAAAGAUUCUUGGAAGUGUUGCCCUUCACGUACCUGCUCUUCAACACUGACACGUUUACAUUUUGUAUCAUUUAGAAUUGAAGGCAUUUAAACAAUUUGAUCAUGGGAAGGUUCUCAUAUUUCUUGACACAAUAUAAUGUGAUAUUUCUCUCAUACUCUGCUUUAACCACUUUAAAAUUACUCAACAAACUCUUCCUUGGAAAUGUGUAGUUGUGUUCUGUAAUGCUGCACUUUAGAGUGAUACUUUCAGUAUAUCAAAAAAUAAGUUUUGUAUUUCUGGCUUUAAAUUCUUUGGGUUUUCAUACAGCUGUGUAAUUCCAUUCAAGACAAAAGCGAGGUAAUAACCCUAAGUUGUGUUCUCCUUUUGUGGAGACAGACCUUCUGCUCUAAACUUUCAUUUCAUGUUUGCUCUGAUUUCAGAAGUAGGUGAAAAUAAACGGCGGUGUUCAAUUGUAGUCCACAUUCAGUAUGUGAAUAGCUUACAUUUGCUAAAAAUGUGAACUUCUGUUCGUGCGUUUAUAAAAAAUCCUUGUCUUGUAAACAUCUGAGGACCUUCAAGAUCAUGAUUCUAAGUGAAACUCAUCAGUACAGAUGGAACUCUGAGAUUUAAGUACCUAAAUACAAGUAAAAUCUUGUUCUCUAAAAUUAAAUUGAAGAUAGGUGCAAAUCUUUCUUCCAUUAACUUGAACUGCAGUUGCACGUACUCAGGAUGCAUAAAAGUUUAUGUCUAGAUAUCCCUUUGGUCGCUGUAUGCCACUUGAAGAGUUGCAUUGGUGUUCUCAAACCUUUUUUUUUUUUUUUUCCCCUCCCUCCUCCUGCUUGUUUUCGCUUCCUUGGCAGCUUAGACUUGGGUCCCUUCUUAGGUUCUUGUAAAUGGGGAGAGAACAAGCUUGGCCUUAACUGAAAAAGGGCUUCAGCUCAAGUUGGAAACUGUCUUGUAGUUGUACAUCAGAACACGCAUGCAGUGUGUGCUGCCUGUCACACUGCACAGUGAGCAGCGGGCCUGCCCAUGCAGGGAGCGCUCCUGCAGUGGAGCCUCUUAACCUGAGACUUUAAAUGAAUGUAUUAUCUUAUUAAUGUUUAUAAUGGGCAUUUCUAAAAAAAAAAAGAGAUUUUUAUCAUGACUUCUUGAAUAAAUUCUUUUGUAUAUUU